This is a messenger RNA of Microplitis mediator, 3308 nucleotides long. Its product is annotated as integrin beta-nu-like. NCBI's taxonomy places the organism in Eukaryota, Metazoa, Arthropoda, Insecta, Hymenoptera, Braconidae. Gene Ontology annotation, biological process: cell-matrix adhesion; integrin-mediated signaling pathway; cell adhesion mediated by integrin. Gene Ontology annotation, molecular function: integrin binding. The record is from RefSeq and is a predicted model, not a curated record. Gene Ontology annotation, cellular component: cell surface; integrin complex; focal adhesion. The transcript has 10 exons. The coding region runs from base 842 to 3229 and encodes 795 amino acids.
GUGUAGGAGCGUGACGUUUCAAAAAGGAUACAGAGUAAGAGAGUGACCGCGCUUUUGUUGGGAAAAACUACCAGACGAUAGUUCUCUCGCGAUCUAUCAAACCGCUCAUUGCUUUCAUUACAGAGUCUCAUAUUAUGUAUGUCAGCAUUGCAAUUAAACUUUCAAUUCGUUAAUUAAUUACUUACUAAGUAAGCAGUGAAUUGUUUUAUCGUUAUCAGUGAUGCGUUAAUCCUCCCGCUAUUUGGACAGUUUAAAACUAAACUUAUCUAGUUUAGCAAAAAAAAAAAAACGCGAGUGACGUCUGCAAGAAGACGAUAUUUUUUUAAAAAUUGUAAUUCAAAUAUUUAAAUGAAGUAGAAGUUGUGUAAUUAGCGCGUUGUAUUAUACGCGUAAUAUUUAUUUAUCUAUUUAAUUUUUUCCUCGGUCUAUUAGUUCAUCGUCGAAGAGGAAAAGUGUGUCGUAAUAUUACGAUUACCAUUGAUAAAUAAGUUAUUUAGUCAGCGGUUUACUAUUUAUUGGAUGUUGGUUCUAUUACUAAUUAUAGAGGGUUCGGAAGAUAGCAAGACUUGCGAUGUUGAACGAUCGUGAUAAGUGAUAAUUUAUAAUGUUUGGUCUAUUACAUCACCGUGAUUGCUAUCAGUCUAGAUAAACAUGAGAUUGUUACGAUGAUCCACACCUGUUACAUUUAAACGGUUUAUAAUAACAAUAAUAAUAAUAUUAUUAUUAACUUAUGAGCUUAGAAAAGAGAAAAUUUAUCUUUAAUGAUGGCAAUAAAAAAUAAUAAUGGUAAUUAUAAAUAAAUUGAAUUGUGUUUUAAUGAUAAAAUAGACGGACGCGUGUCAUGGAGAUUAAAAGUCAAAUAGUUUCGUUGUUAUUGAUACUCAUGGACAAUUAUUGUGCGAUAAAUGCCGGGGGUUUUCCUGAAGAAUCGUCGCUGUAUCGUUGCGCGAUACAAACAUCCUGCAAGACCUGCCUUGAAAGCAGUUCUUCCUGUGCGUGGUGUAGCGAAUGGUCAUAUUCAAAUUCAACUGUCGGCAAGUUGAGGUGCAGUAGCGCGGAACGUUUGGAAGAAUUCGGGUGUCCAAAAAACGCAAUUCAUCAUGCAUCGAUGGGCUCCGUAAACUCUCUAAGAGACGAUGAUUUUCAAGAUGUUGUCGUACCUGGCCAAGUGCCUAUUCAAUUGAAACCACAAAGAAUCCACGUUAAAUUGCGGCCACAUACCACGGAAACUGUUUAUCUGAAAUACCGGCCUGCUAAGAAUUAUCCGCUGGACUUGUACUAUUUGAUGGACUUGACAUGGUCGAUGAACGACGACAAAGACACACUAGUAAGUCUCGGUUGGAAAAUGGCUCACACAUUGGGCACAUAUACAAGUAAUUUCCGUUUAGGUUUCGGAAGUUACGCUGACAAACCAUUAAUGCCAUACGUAUUUCCUGGUCAUGAGGAUAAUCCGUGCAAAAGUGAGCACAGUGUUUGCGCUCCUGUAUAUUCAUUUAAACAUCACAUGCGACUGAGCGAAGAUGUGCCGCGUUUUAUCCAACAGGUGAAUUCUAGUGAUGUAACGGGAAAUGUAGACAAUCUGGAAGGUGGUCUGGAUGGUGUCGUACAAGCAAUAGUGUGCAAUGAACAGGUGGGAUGGGCGCGACAGGCGCGAAAAUUAAUGCUAAUUGCGACUGAUGGAUUGAUGCACUUUGCUGGCGAGGGUAAACUUGGCGGAGUCGUUAAUCGUCACGAUUUCUCAUGUCAUCUUGGUAGUAACGGUGAAUAUACGAUGUCUAAAGUGUUUGAUUAUCCAUCACUGGCAGAAAUAUCACGUCUGCUGAAGCAGCGUAAAGUUAAUUUAAUUUUCGCCGUUACCGAGGAACGGAGAUCUGAGUACGAAAAAAUUUCUAAUUUAUUGGAAGAAAAAGCCCGCGUUGCCACUCUCGCUGCCAACAGUUCAAAUAUACUUGAAAUAAUAAAACAAUCUUAUCGAGACAUUGUUACGAAAGUUGUUUUACGUGAUAAUUCAACAGACUUAAUAGACAUUAAGUACUACUCGAAAUGUGGGAGUAGCGAUGAUAGACCGGAAAUUAUGACAUCUGAGUGUAGUGGGAUACAAGAAGGUCAAGUUUAUGAUUUUAAAAUCGAGUUAUCUCUCGCUGAUUGUCCGAGUAAUGAAAGUCUUUGGAAACAAAAAAUUAUAAUUGAUGACGCAUUGGCCUCAGAAGCUUCCGAGUCAUUGAUAGAAAUAGAGUUGCAGUGCGGAUGUGAUUGUGAAAAAACGAGCCCUCAUUGUAACAAUGGUAUAGAUGAGUGUGGAAUAUGUAAAUGUUAUUACGGAUGGUCUGGAGAAAAGUGCGAUUGCGACGAGAGUAGAUGGACAUUAAAUCGUUUACAAUGUAUAAAACCUGGAGAUUCAAAUAAAUUUUGCUCAAAUCGCGGUGAAUGUACUUGCGGUUCAUGUAACUGUGAUCCUGGAUAUAAUGGGAAAUACUGCGAAUGUUCACCUUGCGAUAAGACAAACGGAAUUGAAUGCGGUGGAAGAGGAAGGUGUGACUGCGGUGUUUGCACUUGUUUAGAUGGAUGGCAAGGAGAUGUAUGUGAAUGUCCGACAGGCAAUGAACUUUGUAUAGCACCUGGGAGUAAUGAUGUCUGUGCUAAUCAUGGAUUUUGUGAUUGUGGACAAUGUCGAUGCAAUGUAACUGCGCCAGGAGAUGGUUUAUUGUAUCGCGGGACUUAUUGCGAAUCAUCGGCAAGUGCUGGCGGACGUGGGCUCUGUAUUUUAUAUGAAUCCUGCGUCAAUGUGACGGUUGAAACACCUGAAAAAACUGACGAGUAUUGUCAUCGGAAUGGCACUUCGAAAUAUGAAAUAGAAAGAGUCGACGCUGUUGAUACCAGCAGCGAUCAUUAUUGUAUUGUCAGGACUGUUGAAGGUUCUACUGUAUGCACUAUCCCGUAUGUUUAUCAGUUUACUGAAGACAACAGAGUUCUACUUAUUAUUGGUGAUAAGUUCUGUCAAACUCCAUUACCAGCAGCCGUAUUUCCGGGAGUAGUAUUUUUAGCAGUUGUCGUCCUUGGAAUAAUUGGUUUAAUAAUAUGGAAAUGUUGGAUUGCAAUAAAAGAUCAAAGGGAAUAUGCUAAAUUUGAACUAGAACGUAAAAAAACAGUUUACGCAUUAACACAAAAUCCGAUAUACAGACCAGCGACUACUGAAUUCAGAGUUCCUGACUCUUACAAAGAAGAUUAAAAAUUAUUAUGGGUAAAAAUGUUUAAAAUCCAAAGCAUUUAUUUUUUUAACUCAUCAAUUUACAUAUUGUACAUGUUAA